Drepanopeziza brunnea f. sp. 'multigermtubi' MB_m1 is the source of this 375-nucleotide messenger RNA. NCBI's taxonomy places the organism in Eukaryota, Fungi, Ascomycota, Leotiomycetes, Helotiales, Drepanopezizaceae. The record is from RefSeq and is a predicted model, not a curated record.
AUGGACUAUAGGGGACGAGCAGCGAGCAAAGAAAGUAUACGAAGCAAGUCGAUCAAAGAGAAGGCUUCAAGGCACAAGAACUUAUCGGCCCAGAGCUCCCAGGGCUGGUAUGGUUUAUUCGCGGUUCAGAACCUGUGGAAGACGGGCAGCCAGAUAAUGACGGAGUACAUCUCCACCAACGGCGAGCACGCUCUCAACCUCUCGCACAUAGACCGAGAGAUGACUCUGUACGCUCUCGAGCGUAGCAACCACCCAUCAGCGAUGCACCGCGCUCAAAAGGUUGCUGACGACGUCCUGAGGAACGACAGCUACCCGAGGUUUCUCCGAGUCGCGAAACCGGCCCAGAGCUCCCAGUCGCCGGUUGUUGGCAUAUGA